Drosophila teissieri is the source of this 2706-nucleotide messenger RNA. Its product is annotated as prominin-like protein. The record is from RefSeq and is a predicted model, not a curated record. The coding region runs from base 1 to 2643 and encodes 880 amino acids. NCBI's taxonomy places the organism in Eukaryota, Metazoa, Arthropoda, Insecta, Diptera, Drosophilidae. The transcript has 8 exons. Gene Ontology annotation, cellular component: membrane.
AUGAAACUAAAAGUGUUCCUGUGGCAUAUAUGGUGUUCCCCUAUUUGGAUCCAUAUCGUUAGGUCCCAGACCACCCAAAAUCUGGGUCCCACUUCUAUGAGGAAGUUAAUUUUACAAAAUAGGUAUGUAGAACCAGAAAGUAGAUCGAACGAUAAUAAGAACGACGGGGAUGUGGACUCUUGGCGUCCAAUCACAUACUUACCCCAUGUUUUUACUGGAUUCGUGGUCUCAGACUCCGAGAAAGUUCCCCAAGGAUAUAUAUCCCAGGAUGGCAAUGACAUUGGUUAUAAGGUAAAGGACGACGACUGGAAGGAGUAUUUGGCUUCCCAGACGGGCCUGACGAUACUAGUCCUUCUACUGGUUCUUCUGUUUCUGCUGAUGCCCAUCUUUGGGCUAAUCUAUGCCCUCUGCUGUGCGCGCUGUAAGAACACCCAAAGGUCCAGUAAGGGCAUGCGCUACUGCUGUGGCAUUCUAUUGGCUCUUUUGGCAUUGUUGAUGCUUUUAUUUCUGAUUUUUGCCAUAUUGGCGGCCACUCAGCUGCAUAAAAACUUGAAGCACCUCAAAACGAUCGGUUGUCAUCCCAGUAACUCCAGCAAAUCGAACGAGGACUACAUAUACCAAAGAGCAUCCGAUCGUAUGCAUCAUCAGCAUAUCAUCAACUACGAUCAGAUAGUAAAAAGGAUCCAAAGUGCUCUCAACCGCGAACCCACUAUUAGCUAUCCCAAUAGGGAGCCGGAACUCCUUGCCAAAGCCAUCGAGAGGCUGAGUGUGGUGUUGCAGAAUCUGCGAAGGAUCACGCCAGUUGUGCAAAGGAUCAAGAAUGAGUUGCUUAAUGCCCGACGUUUGGCCACUCAGUUUCGAGAUGCAUUACGUGGAGUGAAACGGGAUCUCAUGGUGUUCCUAACAUCCCACUGCAAGCAAAGGGAGUGCCAAGAUUUCUACCGUGCGAAUGAGAUCAUGAUGCUCGACAUGGGCUGUUUGCAUUACGAUAGUCUACCAGACUUUGAUGCACUUCUUGCCUCUGUGCAGGAAGUAAUAGACAGCAAGUUUAUCAGCUAUCCAAUUCGAGCAGCUAAGCAGUUGCGACAGGUUUCCAGGGUGAUGAAAGAUCGCAUGAGUGGCGCAUUAGACUCCAUCAAGGAGGACCUCAACAAAGGAGCCAAGGAGCUGAACAAGAGGUACGACGCAUCCUUGAAAGUCUUGCAACGCGUGGUUGAGGAGAUGAAGAAGGAUAUGCCGGUGGUGGUCAAGUCAAAUGCUGGAUCUGGAUCUGGAUCUACUCCAGCCGCUGCCUUGCGUAGGAAGCUCGGAUCCUGGUGGUUCGGAUACACGUUGGUCUUCAUUGUGCUACUAAUGCUGGUGCCCCUUAUUCUGCUCAUUGGUCUUCUGAUUGCUUUGUCCAGUCCGAAAGUAGCCAGUUGGCUGCUCUGUGCCGUCCUGGUUGUUCUUUUCAUCCUGUUCUCCGUUGGCAUCAUCCUGCUGCUCUUCUAUUUGCUUCACGGGGCUUUGCUGUACCAUGCCUUUUGCUCUAGGAAAGCGCCACAGCCGGUAGAAAACAAAUCUAUUAAUCCCAACGAGUUUCUCCCAGAAAACGUAACCACCUUUCGAUCCAUGCCCAUGCUACGAACCUCGGAAAUUCUGCAGAGCUGUGUUCGCAACGAAAGCUUGUACAAUGUGCUGGGUCUCAAGGAGAUCUAUAAUCCGGAUGGUUUUCGCGAUGAUGUGAUGGAGGACGUUCUCAAGUCUCUUGAGAAAAUGGAGAACACUGCGUUGCCCGAUGGACUUAAAGAUAUUCAUCCCGAGGCAGAGGAAGCGGCCAAACAAUUAUUGAGCGGAAACCUAUCUACAUAUGACAUAAAGGACUACACAAGACACAUUUGCCGCCAACUGGUGCCAGAACCCAAGCCAGGUCCUUUGAACGGGUUGACCAGAAAACUGGAAAGCCUGGCGAGCAAAAUGAAGCCGGGAGUCGCCCUGAAAAACCAGGCGACUUAUCUGCGAGCCUAUCAAAAACACCUGGGUGCACCCUUGCAAACGAUUGUCCAGCGACUGAUAAAUAGGCUGAAGCAAAUGGAUCGCCUCUUGUCAGGUGGCUACGGUAGCUUUACCAGGUACCUCCAACAUCUGCUGGACAAGAUUAAGCUGGGCGACGACUUCUUGCGGCGAGAUAACAAAAAGUUAACCGACGGGGUGGCCCGUAAUAUCAGUAAAUUAGUGAAAUCGGGCCUGAAUGAUUACGUUCGAAUGGUCGACGGGCCCAGCAAAGUGAACAUGGAGAGCUGUGAGCCCCUCACCCGUGAGGAGGAUGCAGCCAUGGUUGAGUACGCCGACCUCUGCAAUCGGAUUGUGAAGCCAAUGAAUGCCUUAUGGUUUUGGCUUUUACUGUUUUCCUUGCUCCUCCUGCCCGCCAUCUGCUGCACCCACUUUUUGAGAUGUCGUCUGAAAUCUUUAAAGAAUUAUUCGGAUGCAUCAACAGGCACCUUUGGAGAAGGCAACUUUGUGCCCCCUGGUUUACUGCCCAUGGCUUUGCCACAAUGCCAAUGCUACAAAUACCUUCCCGUUUCAACGGAGUCAAAUGUUGACUAUCUGGAGGGCAGGGAAGACUACUACUAUAUAGAUCAAGCUAAGCACAAGAGGGAGUGACUUUCAUACUGUCGAAUUUGAAUUUUCAAUUGGGAAAUAUAUGUUUUAACACCACAUCCUAGA